This is a messenger RNA of Zophobas morio, 2677 nucleotides long. It is a transcript of the gene DNAlig1, whose product is annotated as DNA ligase 1. NCBI's taxonomy places the organism in Eukaryota, Metazoa, Arthropoda, Insecta, Coleoptera, Tenebrionidae. The record is from RefSeq and is a predicted model, not a curated record. Gene Ontology annotation, biological process: DNA repair; lagging strand elongation; DNA biosynthetic process. Bases 256 to 2538 code for a protein of 760 amino acids. Gene Ontology annotation, cellular component: mitochondrion; nucleus. The transcript has 14 exons. Gene Ontology annotation, molecular function: ATP binding; DNA ligase (ATP) activity; DNA binding.
GACAUGUUUGUAUGUUUCUAACCUAACUUUUAAACAUUUUUUCGCGGUUUUUGUAAGUGCAAUGAUUUGUUUCUGUUUGGUACGCUAAUCAUAAACGGAGCUAACAUUGUUGGUUUAAGUUUGUAUGCACAGUUUAAAUUUGCUGUUUUUGCAUUAAUUGUAUUUGGGUAUAUGCAUGAACAUAAACAUUGUAUGAGUUGCAAUUUACUUUGAACAAAUGUAGUUUUCAUAUGCGAAGUGAUUAAAUUAUUGAGUAUGGCGCAAAGAAGCAUUAGGUCAUUCUUUACUCCGAUUAAAGUUUCAGAAAACAUUGAAGGCGAUGAAGGAAAAAUUGCUGCUUCAAAUCUAUUAUUUGAGAAAUCAAAAGAUGUUAACAAGAGAUCCAGGAAGUCUAGUAGCGGUGAUAGUUCACCAGACACCAAAAAACCAUGCACGUUGACUGAUGUUGGCUCAAAAGCAAAAACAGCAGUAGAUGGAAGUGGACAGACAGAAGAGAAAAAUAAUUUACUUAAGGAACGAAAAUCUACCACCGAUUUAACGUUAUCUACAAAUAAAAGUAACGAUAAAGGUAACGACUCGUACAAUCCAAAUAUUGUAAAAUACCAUCCAAUCAAUGAUGCCACUUGGGAAGCAAAUCAAAAAGUCCCUUAUAUUGUACUAACUCGAACUUUGGAAGAAAUUGAAAACACGUCCGGUAGACUAAAAAUCAUUGAAAUACUGAGCAAUUUUUUUCGUUCUGUAAUUGCGUUAAGUCGUAAUGAUCUUCUUCCGUCAUUGUAUUUAUGUUUAAAUAAACUUGGACCCGCAUAUGAAGGACUUGAGCUUGGAGUUGCUGAAACAAGUCUAAUGAAAGCUAUAGCAUCAUCUACUGGUAGAUCGAUGGAUCAAAUCAAAUCAGAUUGUCAGUCGUUGGGUGAUUUGGGUUUAGUAGCUGAACAGUCCAAGACCAACCAACGCAUGAUUUUCCAACCCACCCGUCUUACUGUUCCUGGAGUUUUCGAAAAAUUAAAAGAAAUAGCAAAUUUAACAGGACAUGCUUCUCAGACGAAGAAAAUUGAAAAAAUUCAAACCAUGUUUGUCGCCUGCAAAAAGUCCGAAGCGCGUUUCCUAAUUCGAUCUUUAACUGGGAAAUUGCGAAUAGGAUUAGCUGAACAGUCUGUUCUUCAAGCGUUGGCAUUGGCGUGCACUUUAAAUCCCCCGACGUCAAAGGAUGAAAUAAUCAGUGUAGACGUAUCGAAAAAAUUAAACUCGGAACAGUUUAAAACUGAAUAUGAUGAGUUAGCUCUGAUUUUGAAGACCACAUAUUGCGAAUGUCCAAAUUAUGAUUUAAUAAUACCAAAAUUAUUGUCGGAUGGAAUAGAAAAAUUGCCAGAUUAUUGUAAACUGACACCUGGAAUUCCAUUAAAACCCAUGUUAGCUCAUCCAACUAAAGGAAUUCAAGAAGUUCUGCAACGCUUUGAUGGCAUGAAGUUUACAUGUGAAUGGAAAUAUGAUGGGGAAAGAGCACAAAUUCACAUAAAUGGAAGUGAGGUGUUCAUUUUUAGUCGUAAUCAAGAAAACAAUACAUCCAAAUACCCAGAUAUCAUUUCAAGAAUUGAUAAAUGUAAAAGUGAAGAUGUUAAAUCGUGCGUACUCGAUUGUGAAGCUGUGGCUUGGGAUCGCGAAAAUAAAGUGAUUCAACCUUUCCAAGUUCUUAGCACCAGAAAACGGAAGGAUGCAGAUCAGUCCCAAAUAAAAGUACAAGUUUGUGUCUUUAUGUUUGACCUCUUAUAUUUAAAUGGUGAAUCACUUGUUAAAAGACCAUUUAUUGAAAGACGGAACCUGUUGAAACAAUACUUCAAAGAAGUUGAAGGAGAGUGGUGUUUUGUUACUGCAAUAGAUACAACUGUAAUGGAAGAGGUACAGGAGUUUCUUGAUGAAAGUGUUAAAGGUAACUGCGAAGGUUUGAUGGUCAAAACGUUAGAACAAGAAGCUACAUAUGAAAUUGCUAAGCGAUCACGCAAUUGGCUGAAAUUAAAAAAGGAUUAUCUAGACAGUUGUGGAGACACAUUGGAUUUGGUAGUAAUUGGAGGUUAUUUAGGAAAAGGUAAACGGACUGGUACAUACGGUGGUUUCUUACUAGCCUGUUAUGAUCAAGAAAGUGAAGAAUUUCAAAGUAUUUGUAAGAUCGGUACAGGCUUUUCAGAUGAUGCACUUCAGCAACAUUCGGAAUUCUUUAAAAGUCAUCUGCUUUCGGAGCCAAAGUCAUACUAUAGGUAUGACACCAGUCAUGAACCUGAUCAUUGGUUUGAUAGUGUACAAGUCUGGGAAGUCAAAUGUGCGGAUUUGUCACUUUCUCCUGUUCAUAGAGCUGCAAUUGGAAUCGUCGAUUCUGAAAAAGGAAUAUCGUUAAGAUUUCCUCGGUUUAUUCGUAUUAGAGAUGAUAAAACUGUGGAACAAGCUACGUCGUCGCAACAAGUAGGAUCAUUGUAUUCCAGUCAGGAGCAAGUGAAAAACCAGAUGACAGGGAAGAAUAAAUUAAAUGAAGACUUUUACUAAAUAAUUUUACGGUAGUCAUCUACUCUUAAACUGUCAGCAUCAUUGAUACAAAUUUUUAAUCAGACAUCAGAGCAAUUUGUAUUUUAUUCAACACAUUACAAUAUAUGUUUUUAUAAAAGGAAUUAAAAUUUGAUCAACA